Racocetra persica is the source of this 276-nucleotide messenger RNA. The record is from the annotation of a GenBank genome assembly. NCBI's taxonomy places the organism in Eukaryota, Fungi, Glomeromycota, Glomeromycetes, Diversisporales, Gigasporaceae.
UACAUGGAGGUAGGAAUGAUUCCCGCUGUCAAUAUUUACAGCAAUUGGCAUAUAGACAUAAAAUAGAUCAUGCUUCAUCAGUUGAAUAUUAUGGUGUAAUGAAUGACAGACCAAAUACUUUAGCACCUAAACAAGAAAAUAAAGGAAAAAUCUCAGUAAAAGCAUUAAUUGAUACAUUGUCGAAGUUUAAUACCAUUAGUAAGAGCUUGUUCGAUAAGCUUAAAGAAGAUUAUAGAAUAUGUGAUCCUGUUGAGAAUCUCUAUAAAGAUGUAAUAG